AUGCAAUCAUACUUGAAGGCAUUUGAUCUAUCAGAGGUGGUUGAGCUUUUGGGGGAUCCUCAAGUCCAACGAUAUGCUAAUCUGACACUGGUGCAAAUCAAGCAGCACAGUGAAAAAGUUGUAAAGAGGUAUAAAGCUCUCUCAUGUCUUCAAUAUGCAGUUUCAUAUUCAAUAUUUACUAGAAUUAUAAACUUUGAUGAUUCCAAGCAAGUUUGGGAUAUCUUGAGAGAGGAAUUUCAAGGGAAGGGUGGAGAAUUCAUCAUUGUGAUUUCAAAUAUGCUUUUUCUUAAUGGUCUUCUAUUUGAAGAAAUCUUUAUUGAACAUCUUGAAGGCUAUGAAGUGAAGGGGAUAGAAGCUACAAAAAAGAUCAUUAGGUAUGUCAAAGGAACAUUGGAUUAUGGUUUAAAGUACUUGACACAAGAGAGCAGUGAGCUUCAAGGUUACUGUGAUAGCGAUUGGGCUGGCUCUGUAGAUGAUUCCAAGAUCAUAGGAGUUAACCAUGCUCAAUGGCUAAGGAAAGUGGUGAUUGAUAUGGGAUUCAUGCAAAUUAAAGGCACAUUGCAUUAUAUGGAUAAUCAAUAA
Messenger RNA from Theobroma cacao (cacao), 582 nucleotides. Lineage: Eukaryota; Viridiplantae; Streptophyta; Magnoliopsida; Malvales; Malvaceae. The record is from RefSeq and is a predicted model, not a curated record.